Molecule: messenger RNA, 2272 nt
Organism: Amborella trichopoda
Lineage: Eukaryota; Viridiplantae; Streptophyta; Magnoliopsida; Amborellales; Amborellaceae
Product: pentatricopeptide repeat-containing protein At3g62890
Biological process (GO): RNA modification
Molecular function (GO): zinc ion binding; RNA binding; protein binding
Source: RefSeq, a predicted model, not a curated record
CUUUUUUGAAGGGGAUACCGCUACCUCUCUCUCUCUCUCUCUCUCUCUCUCUCUCUCUCUCUAUCCACUUGCACCGGAUUCAUAACAGAGAAAGGGUGCCUUUGAGCCUCGAGGUUUGAUGGGGUCUAGUGCAUUGUGCUUGUCGACCGCCCUGCCAAACUGUACAUGAUGGGGGAGCGUUCCCACCCUCCACCCCAACUCAAAUGCGGCCGCCCCUCCACUCCCCAUUCGCUCUGUCCCCAAACAAACUCAUUGAGGAGGCUCUCUUCUCUCUCCUUGAUCACUGUUCAACCCAUAACCACAUUCGUGAGGCCCAUGCUCGCAUCUUCGUCCUUGGCCUCCACCAAAACAACUUCUUGGCAGCCAAAAUAUUGGGUGCGUGCUCCUCAGUCUCGGCCAUAAACCACGCAAUCUUAGCCUUUAAGCAUGCAUCAAACCCAACCAUUUGCCUGUACAACACUUUAAUUCGAGCACUAGCACAAAACAACCUUCCAUUCGAAACUAUCGAUUUAUACACCGCAAUGCGUCGGAACAGUCUUCCCCCUGACAAUUUCACGUAUCCGUUUGUGGCAAAGGCUUGUGCGGCCCUCUCAGCCCUUUCGCUAGGGCAAGCGAUCCACGCACAAGCCCUAACGUAUGGGUUGUUACGUGACCCCUAUAUCUCCAACUCGAUUCUUGACAUGUAUUGGAAAUGUGGGUGUGUUGUGGACUCAAGACAAGUGUUCGAUGAAAUGCUUGACAGAGAUGUGGUGGCUUAUAAUGCUAUGAUUGCAGGCUUGGCUAGGCUAGGGGACGUGGGUUCAGCUCGUGAUCUAUUUGAUCAGAUGCCUUCUCGAUCGGUCGUGUCAUGGAAUACUAUGAUCUCUUGCUAUUCUCAACAAGGCAAGCCAGCCCUAGCCUUGGCCCUCUUUAGGCUAAUGCAAGCGGAGCAUGUGACCCCCAAUCGAAUCACAUUUGUUGGUGUUCUCUCGGCUUGCGGACAAUUGGGUGCCCUUGAGGUUGGAAGGUGGGUUCAUGGGUUCAUUGAUCGAUUGUGGCCGAAACCCAAGGGACCGGGCUUGUUCGUGUGCAAUUCUCUUAUAGAUAUGUACGCAAAGUGCGGUAGUGCUAAUCAAGCAAAACAAGUGUUUGAUGAGAUGCAUGAACGAAGUGUUGUUUCAUGGAAUGUAAUGAUUUCGGGGCUUGCAGCUCAUGGCAAAGGUAGAGAUGCUCUAAAUCUCUUUGCUGAAAUGCAGGCCCAGGGGUUCGAGCCCAAUGAUAUUACAUUCAUUGGGGUCUUGUGCGCGUGCACACACACUGGGUUGCUAGAGGCUGGUCGGACCUACUUUGAGCUCAUGGUUAAUGAGCAUAUGAUUGAGCCCAAAGUUGAGCAUUAUGGGUGCUUGGUUGAUCUCCUAGGUCGAGCUGGUCAGGUCCAUGAAGCCCAUGAGCUAGUGAAUUCAAUGCCAGUGACCCCAGAUGCUGGCAUCUGGGGUGCGCUACUUAUGGCCUGCAGGACACAUGGCCAUAUAGAAAUAGCGGAAUGUGCCAUAGUUAAACUUCUCGAGCUCGAGCCUCAUAAUGCAGGGAAUUAUGUGCUUCUCUCAAACAUAUAUGCUGCUAGUUCUCGGUGGGACGAGGUCGAGCAAGUUAGAGAGAGGAUGAGAGGUGUUAAGGUAAGGAAGACUCCAGGGUCGAGUUCUAUAGAGAUCCAGGGCAUGAUCCAUGAGUUCGUUAUUGGGGAUAAAUCACACCCAUUGUCCAAGGCCAUUUAUGAGAAGCUCGAGGAACUAAAUGUGCGGCUAAAGCUCGCUGGCUAUGUCCCAAGCACUAGCUCGGUGUUGCAUGACGUGUGCGAGGAAGAGAAGGAACAUGCGCUCAAUGUGCACAGUGAGAAGCUCGCAAUUGCUUUCGGGCUCAUUGCUAGCAUGCCAGGCACGCCAAUAAGGGUGGUGAAGAACCUACGAGUAUGUGGGGAUUGUCACUCAGCGACCAAGUUCAUUUCAAAGGUCGAGGGGCGAGAAAUCAUCGUUCGGGAUCGGAUCAGGUUCCACCAUUUUAGAGGGGGGGAGUGUUCUUGUAGGGAUUAUUGGUGAUGGCAUGGUAUCGGUAGCUUCGCAUUUCAGCAAGAGUCGGUGGGCAAGGCAGGACGCCUAGGGUGUGACAGCUGGUUGGGUCUGGUCAGACCCAGACGGGUCCAAAUCAUUUGGACCUAGACAUGACUCUGAGCAUUUAUUUUAUGUUAUUUAUAUAUACAAAAUUUUUAUGUAAAAUAUAUACUAAAUUUAUUUUA